AGUUGGUCCAGUCAGCAGCGGGUCGGUUGAGCUGCUCGGUGACAUUAAGAGUAUCAAAAUAAACAGAAAUAAACUACCUGCUUGUUUGUUUUUCAACCGACACUCUUCUGUUUGGAUUAAAGGGCUUUUAACGGACACUAACAGGAUUUAGGAGGAUGUCAGAGCGGGGCAGAAGAGUUCACCCUCACUGAGAGGAUAGGAGGAAGAGGAGGAGGAGGAAGAGGAGGAGGUUCAUGAUGGAGCGAGCUCACAGCCUCCUGCUGAACGAGGAGGCGUUCAGUCAGCUGGCCGAACAUCAGAGGGCGGAGUUCAUCUUUGAGUGGCUGAACCACCUGAAGAAGCUGCUUCCUGCCACCGACCGGACCGACCUCAAACACAACCAGCGGCGUCUGCUCGACCAGCUCUCGGGCGUUCUGAUUGGCUCUCCCGGCCCGCCGACCCGCUGGCUGCUGGCCCACUGCUUGGCCCUGCUUUACCGCCUGGGAGACCCCAUUUCUGCCUGCCUGUUUGUGGACAGGUGCAAUGACAUCAUACGCAGCAGAGACGACUCUCCGUCGGGACUCCCGACCCGACUGGCAGCCACCGCGUGUCUCGGUGCUCUGUUUGAGCAGCUGGGUCGGAUGCUCAUCGGCACUUUUAAAGAAACUCUGAGCAACCUGCUGAAGGCCAUGAAGAACGCAGAGUCUCAGGGUCGGUAUGAGAUCAUGUUGAGUUUGGAGAAGAUCCUUCAGGGUCUGGGCGUCAGCGCCGUGCCGUGUCAUCGUGACGUCUACAAGGCGGCGAGGACGUGUCUGACGGACCGAUCCAUGGCCGUACGCUGCGCCGCGGCAAAGUGUCUGAUGGAGCUGCAGAGGGAGGCGGUGUUCCUGUGGACGAGCGAGCUGGAGAACGUGGCCACGCUUUGCUUCAGAGCCUUCGAAGGAUCCAACUACAGCGUCAGGGUGUCCGUCUCCAAACUGCUGGGGACGCUGCUGGCUGCUGCUGUGGAGCCGCGACAGCCCACCGCAGUUCCCAGGCAGAGUGGGCGCGGUCGCAGCUCCCUGGAGGAGGUGAUGGAUCUGUUGUCGGGGGGGUUCCUGCGCGGGGGGGCCGGGUUCCUACGAGCCAGCGGAGACAUGCUGAAGGGAACCAGCUCCGUCAGCAAGGACAUCCGCAUCGGGGUCACACAGGCCUGCGUUGUCUUCGUCUCCACCCUCGGAGGCUCCUGGUUGGAGGCGAACUUCCCUGCCUUCCUGUCGCUGCUGAUGGAGCUGGCGUCUCACGGCAAAGCCACGCAGACAGCAGGCGAUGCUGUGGUGACGCACUGCUGCAUCUCCUUCAUCCUGAGGAGCACCCUGGGGUCUCUGCUGGGGGAAAAGGCUCAAACUAACGCCGCCAUACAGCUGUGCCUCGCUGUGGCGGCGCAGAAACAAGUCAUCGAUGCAGCUCUAAAUGAUGGGAACGUGGAGACCAGAGUUUCCUCUGCAGACAUUUCAGCCAGUCAGCACGUGCUGGUCUGCUGCCUGCUGGAGCUCGGAGGACUCGUACAGGGACUGGGAUCCACUGCUGCCCCCCUGCUCACUGACAGCAGCACAGCCCUAUUGGACACGGUGAUCUCGGUCCUCCUUCACCCCGCCCCUUCCGCCUCUCUCGCUGCCGCAUGGUGUCUACGCUGCGUUGCCACGGCGAUGCCAUCCCAGUGUUCCUUGCUGCUGGAUCGCUGCACCGAGCGGCUGGCGGCGCUGAAGUCUUCCCCAGAAGCUGUGGCCGGAUAUGGAGCCGCCGUCACCGCCCUGGUGGCAGCCGUGCAGCACUGCCCCCUGGGAAUACCACACACCACAGGCAUGAUGGUGCUGAGUCUGGCUGAAGACCUGCUGCGCUCCGCCUCUCAGAGCAGCCGGAUCUCUCUGCAGAGGACUCAGGCCGGCUGGCUGCUCGUCUCCUCGCUCAUCACUUUAGGCCCGGCUGUAGUGGAGCACCACCUGCCUCGUCUCCUCCUCCUGUGGCGGUGUGUGUUUCCUGCUUCACUCAGAGAGCAGGAGAUGGAGCUGAGACGCGGGGACUACUUUACGUGGCAGGUUACGCUGGAGGGACGUGCUGGGGCGCUCUUUGCGAUGAAGAACCUGCUCCUUCACUGCAAGGAGCUCGUCAGCGAUGACAUCAUGAGCCGUCUGCUCACGCCCCUCUCCUGCGCCGUCGCCCUGCUCACCAAGCUGCCUGCUCUCCUCCGGUCUUACGGCAGUUCAGUGCGCAGCUGGUCUCUGAUCUACAGACUGAGAGUCUACGAGCUGCUGGCUCUGCUGCCUCCUCACACCUACCAAGAGAGUUUUGGUUUGGUGAUGAACCAGCUGGUCUCAGAUCUGUCGGGUCAGAACAACCUGAACCAGCCGUGUUCAGAGCUCACGCUGCUGCCUCCCCUCUGUCACCGUGACGACUUGCCUCUCGUUGGCCCCGCCCUCCAGAACACCGACCACAGAUACAUCGAGGAACAGCUCCACGGCAGCAGUGUGGGAGGAGGCUCUCUGGACAACGACGCCUUCAGCCUGUGUGAGAAAAGUGAUGCGACUCCAGCUCCUCUUCCUCCUCCCGUCGCUCUCACCGCUGCAGCUGCUCGCCUCUUCGGAGCGCUUUACCCCCACGUCAUCUCCGCUCAGAGAGUGAAGAUAUUGGAGCAGUUUGUGGAAACAGUGAACCAGCUGAAGGGUCAGCGCCAGCAGACGGUCCAGACACACGUUUGUGCCGCUCUCUGCAGUCUGCUCAAGCACCAGGGAUGUAUCCGUGGCUCUUUGGGUCCAGAGGAGGUUCGCUCCCCUGCUCUCUCUCUCCUCUCGGGGGCGCUAGAGAGCGUCAGUCCUCUGCUCAGAUGUCUGGCUGCGGAGGGUCUGGCUCGGCUGGUUCAGGUGGUCGGAGACCCCGGAUUCACCGUGUCCGUCUCCCUGCUCUGCUUCGACAGGCUGAAGACGUCUCGGGACGCAGCGUCUCGCAGUGGCUACUCCCUGGCUCUGGGGGCGCUGCACCGCUACACCGGAGGAAUCAGCUCCGCUCAACACCUGUCCACCUGCCUGGGAGUGCUGUUCACCCUGAGCCAGGACAGCACCUCACCUGAGGUCCAGACCUGGUCUCUCCACAGCAUGUCUCUGGUGGUGGAUCUGUCGGGGGGUUUGUACCGCGCCCAUGCCGAGGCGUCCUUCACUCUGGUGCUCCGGCUGCUGCUGUCUGCCCCCCCCACGCACCCUGAGGUGCACCACAGCCUGGGCCGCUGCCUGCACGCCCUCAUCACCUGCCUGGGCCCCGACCUGCAAGGUGAGGGUGCAGCAGUGUCCUCUCUGCGCUCCAGCUGUCUGAUUGGCUGCGGGGUGAUGCAGGACAGCCCGGACUCUCUGGUUCAGGCCAGAGCCAUUUCCUGUAUGCAGCAGCUGCACAUGUUCUCACCUCCUCACGUCAACCUGGCCAGCCUCGUACCUGCACUCUGUGAGAUCUUGUUGGAUUAUUCUUUGUUGGCCCACCUGUGCAGCUCGUACCUGUGUCUGCGCCGGGCCGUGGUGGCGUGUCUGCGGCAGCUGGUGCAGCGGGAGGCGCUGGAGGUUUCUGAACACGCUGUGACGCUGGUCAAAGAGCUGCCCAGACGAGACAACACACAGCUGGACGUCACCAUAAAGGAGGUGGGUCUGGAAGGAGCUCUGUUCACUCUGCUGGACCGAGAGUCUGAUCCCGGUCUGAGGCGGGACAUCCAGGAGACGCUGGUCCACAUGAUGGCCUCCAGCGCCACCAGCGGGAAGCUGGGACACUGGCUCAAACUGUGCAAGGACGUCCUGUCUGCAACCACCGACUGUCGGGCUCCGGUGGAGUUGCGUCAGGAGGACGAGGAGGAGGAGGCGGACGCCGGUCGAGACGACGACUCCUCGGCCUUCAAAGCUCGCUCUGAGUCCAGCGGCCCGUUCACCGCGCUGCGCUGGGCCACGCGCCGCUUCGCCAUGGAGUGUGUGUGUCGCAUCAUCGCUCAGUGUGAGACUUCUGACCCGGCACACUUCGACAUGGCUCUGGCUCAGGAGCGCCGCCUGCAGGAGAGCACAGACUUCCUGGUGCUCCACCUGGCUGACCUGGUCCGCAUGGCCUUCAUGGCGGCGACGGAUCACAGCGACCAGCUGAGACUGGCCGGUCUUCAGACGCUGCUGGUGAUCAUCAGACGCUUCUCUGCCAUCCCUGAACCAGAGUUCCCCGGUCAUGUGAUCCUGGAGCAGUACCAGGCCAACGUUGGAGCUGCUCUCAGACCAGCCUUCUCUGCUGACGCUCCUCCUGACGUCACCGCCAAGGCCUGCCAGGUGUGCAGCGCCUGGAUAGCGAGCGGUGUGGUCAGUGACCUGCGCGACCUGCGGCGCGUCCACCAGCUCCUCGCCUCCUCAUUGGCUAAAGUCCAGGCGGGGAGGGACCCGUCCAGCCAGCUGUACAACGAGGCCACCGUCACCAUGGAAACACUGGCUGUCCUGAAGGCCUGGGCCGAGGUUUACAUCGUGGCGGUUCAGAGGAGCAGACAGGAGGAGAGCUCUGAUAGGACGACUGACCUCUCAGUCUCCUCCUCUCUGGCCAAUGACAGCUCAGGCUCAGAGUCUGGAGGGGCGGGCCUCCUGAAGUUGGUCCAAUCAGAUCUGUGUACGCUGAGCCGCCUGUGGUUGUCGGCGCUGCAGGACUACGCCCUGCUGACCCUCCCUCAGGAGUACGCAGCGCAGCUACCUGACACAGGAGGUUCUUUCUACACGGCAGAGACGGUGAACCAGGCCAGAGCUCAUUACACCUCCUCCUGGGCUCCAGUGCUCCACGCCACCUCCCUCUGGCUGCACAGCACCGGUUUCUUGAUGCCAGACGCUCCUCCCUAUCUCUCUCGUCCUGCCACCCCCACCUCCAUGGGACAAACAGGGGGUCAAGCCAAGAGUCCAGAGGACAUCAACACCGACAGACUGCACCUCAUCCUGGGGAUCAGUGUGGAGUUCCUGUGUUCUCCGCACUCUGCUGACCAGAUGGAGAACAUCACUUCCUGUCUGAGAGCUCUGCAGGCGCUGCUGGACGUCUCCUGGCCCCGAGCCAAGAUCGGAAACGACCAGGCUCUGAGUGUGGAGCUGCUCAGCGUCCUCCACAGGCUGAUGGUCACCAGAGAGUCCGUCUCCGUUCAGCUCGCCGUGUUGGAUCUACUGCGACAGAUCGUAACGGCCGCUCACGAGCACGUCAAGGAGAAACGCCACAGCGCUGAGGUGGAUGACGGUGCAUCAGAGAAGGAGACGCUGCCUGAGUUCGGAGAGGGACGGGACACCGGCGGUUUGAUCCCCGGGCGCUCGCUGGUGUUCGGAGCGCUGGAGCUCUGCCUCUGUGUUCUGGUCCGGAAACUUCCACAGCUCAGCCCCAAACUGGCCGGGACCAGUCCAACUGGUCCUGGAGGUUCAGUGUGGAGUUUGACUGACACCGACUGUCAGCUGGUGGCCUCCGCUCUGUGUGUCCUCUCCGACCUGCCGUCCAUCUGCUCCCCCGAAGGCAGCGUGUCCAUCCUCCCCUCCGUCCUCUACCUGCUGCUGGGAGUCCUCAGAGAGCUGGUGCACCUGCCCAGCAGCCAGCCUG
Messenger RNA from Trematomus bernacchii (emerald rockcod), 5586 nucleotides. RefSeq names its product HEAT repeat containing 5a (gene heatr5a). The record is from RefSeq and is a predicted model, not a curated record. Gene Ontology annotation, biological process: retrograde transport, endosome to Golgi; intracellular protein localization; endocytosis. NCBI's taxonomy places the organism in Eukaryota, Metazoa, Chordata, Actinopteri, Perciformes, Nototheniidae. Gene Ontology annotation, cellular component: Golgi apparatus; endocytic vesicle; membrane.